Molecule: messenger RNA, 2222 nt
Organism: Poecilia latipinna (sailfin molly)
Lineage: Eukaryota; Metazoa; Chordata; Actinopteri; Cyprinodontiformes; Poeciliidae
Product: ADP-ribosylation factor-like protein 3
Exons: 6
Coding region: 1000-1632 (210 amino acids)
Molecular function (GO): GTP binding; GTPase activity
Source: RefSeq, a predicted model, not a curated record
AGGAAGACAGUAAAUAUCCGAGCAGAAAAGUAAACAAAUACAAGGCCAGCAAGCUUGUCCUUUCUAGUUGUCACUUCAAUGUCACUUUCUAUAAAGUUGGACAUGUCUGUCAAAUGUACAUUUAAGUAUUUGAAAUGUACUUUCUUGUGGUAAAUCCAAAAAUGCUAACACUUUCGCCAGCAGGUUGUUAAAUAAAAGUCACAGCUAAACCAUGAAAAAAAAUGCUAUUUAAAAUUGCAAAUAAAUUGAGUGACAUUAGUUUCGUUUAGCUAAAGGCCAAAUUAAUACAUAAUAGUUGCUUUAAAAAGGCCCGAGGGUUAAAAUAUUUUAGUCUGGCUUUAUUUUUUUAUGCUCAUAAGAUUUUUAGAAAAUACGCGAUAACGAAAUUCCUUCACUGUCACAACUAUUGUUUAACUAUACAUAGAUGUUUCAAAUAUAUUUAUAUUGUAGAGUACCUUUGAAUGAGGUCUCUUUCUUAUCAAAUUGCUUGUACUAAGUUAAAACAUUUAUUUAAGGUGAAAUGUUCAGUUAAUAAGUUGCCUACUCAGUCUGCCAAGCUAACAUCAGCAGCUAUGAAUAAAUAUGUCCAUUCGCCGGGUACCCGUUAGCCAAACCGCUAGCGUUAAUCUUAACACCUUGGGUUCUAACUCUCGAAAUGGGCCAUUGAAAUACCAUUGUGAAUGCACUUUAGAUAGAAAACAAUUCUAGUUUUUACAAUAACUCUUAAAAUAUGAUGGGAAACUUUUGCUAACUGACGUCACCCACGGCAAACAGAAAGCGAACCGUGCCCUGUUUCCUUUGUGGAGGAGACAAAAAAAGAAUCGCAAGCAGGCCUUCACCAAGCCCCGGAGCAGCGGUCUGGGCUGGAAGCUUACGCCGACAGGACGUCAGAGUGUCCCUGGAAACAAAAACUUGGCAGCUGUUCAGCCGAGACACAUGGUGGGGAAGAUGUUAAUCCACUCAGACUGAGCAACAACCGCAAAAGGACCCGUGGACACCAUGGGCCUGCUGUCUAUUCUCCGGAGACUAAAGCAGUCACCAGAGCAGGAGGUGCGCUUACUGCUGUUAGGGUUGGACAAUGCCGGCAAGACCACUCUGCUCAAACAGCUGGCAGCUGAAGACAUCAGCCACAUCACCCCCACACAAGGCUUCAAUAUAAAGAGUGUGCAGUCUUCCGGGUUCAAAUUAAACGUUUGGGACAUUGGAGGGCAACGCAAGAUUCGUCCUUACUGGAGGAAUUAUUUUGAGAACACUGAUGUACUGAUCUAUGUGAUUGACAGCUCAGACAGGAAAAGAUUCGAAGAGACAAGUUUGGAGCUUGCCGAGUUGCUAGAAGAAGAAAAGCUUGCAGCUGUGCCGUUGCUGGUGUUUGCCAACAAGCAGGACCUGAUGACAGCCUCUCCGGCAUCGGAGCUGGCGGAGAGUCUCAACCUGCACACGAUCCGGGAUCGCAUGUGGCAGGUGCAGGCCUGCUCAGCACUCACUGCAGAAGGAGUGCAGGUAAAUACAGUGUGCCAUGCAAACACAAAUAAACAGAGGUCGAGACGGAUUGAGCUGUUGAGUAACAACAACUGUGUUUUGCGGUCAGUUUUUGUACCCGGAAUAGGGAUGUGCGCUUCUUUGACGUCAUAGCAAUAAGAGGAAAUAUGGCGAGUUCUGUUAAUCAUAUACAAUUAUUCACGGUAGCUUUCUAUCAACCAGUUUGGCCUGUAUUUACAAUUUACUGAUAUCAAUACCCUGUUGUUAAAUAGAACUACUGCAAUGCCGCCUGUUGCAGCAAUGUAGUCCUCAUCUUGCUGCUUCGCACUUUUACAAACACUUCUGAAGUGUACUCAGAACUGGCCUUGGUCUUACACAUUUUCAAAGUAUUGGUCUUGCCUCAGCCUACGCUACUUUUUUACCUGAUCGCUCUUGGAAGUGCUGGUCUCAUGAAAUUUUCUCAAGAUCAUGCAGGAUUGCAAAUGCAACCUCCUACUUUUAUUGCAACUUUUAGUGAUAUACUCCUAAUUGCAUUAAAACAUAACCCCAUUAUUUUAUUUUACUUAGAGUGUGAGGCUCAGGGGUCAAGAGGAUAAAAGACAGUUUGUUUUUAAAACAAUAUCCAACCCCCAUGAGGAAAUUUUUUGGUGAAUAGCCUGUUUUGUCUAAACAACAUACAUUUCGAGUUAAAAAGUGAAAGAUUAAGAGAGAAAAGACUUCCACGAAUGCUGUGACUAAAAGAG